AUGCUGCUGUUUCUGGCUGCCAUCAUCACAGGAGUCAUCCAGAGAGAGUCAGACGACGCCAAGAAGAUCAACGCUCUCUCCAAACGCUACAGCGCGGUGGGAAGCCUGAAGAGCCGGUGGCAGGACUGGGCCUCAGAGCACACGGUCAACCAAAGACUCAACCCGUUCAGCGAAUACUUUGACUACAGCUACUCCAUGUCCACGAGGCUGGUGCGAGGCCAAGAGGGCUACGGGAGGCCAAAGGAGGCCACCAAGACGGCAGAGCGAGCCAAACGCGCCGAGCAGCACGUCCACCGCGAGAUCGCCGACAUGUGUCUGAUCAUUCACAAGAUGGCGGAGCCGGAUGGAGACGGAGAGACACGCUUCAUCGUGGCCAGUGCUCUCAUCGACGUCUCUCAGCAGAAAGCCUCGGACUUUAAAGACAAGUCCCUGGCGUUCAAAAACAGGCAAGCGCUGGCUCCGACACACCAGGGCACCUGCGUCUGA
Knipowitschia caucasica is the source of this 486-nucleotide messenger RNA. The record is from the annotation of a GenBank genome assembly. NCBI's taxonomy places the organism in Eukaryota, Metazoa, Chordata, Actinopteri, Gobiiformes, Gobiidae.